CACUGAUUUCUAAAACUCUAUGCAAAUUUUAAUCCCUGAAGCCGCACAUAGUUUGUCCUCUCCACGUGUGAACUCUGCUCUAUACAUAAAUGUACAACGAAUAGUCAUAACAUGACUGAUUGUCACAUCGUGUCGCCCAGGGUCACGGACCCUUCCGGCUGGUGACAGCUCGAGCUGCCAAUCACGCGUGAGCCCGCCCAUCCAGCGUGAUUCCCCUGUCUGUCAAUCAACCUCCGCUGGCCCCGCCCCCACCCUGUCGUGUGCCUGUGCGAGGAGUGCAUUGAGAGUGACGAGCGGUGACGUCAGACGCAGAUGGAAAAAGGGAACCGACGGAAUGGCUGCCCAGUGCCGGAGCCCUCGGUGCACGGCGGAGAGGAAGGGAUUCCGGCGAGAACUCGACUCCUGGCGGCACCGGCUCAUCCACUGUGUUUCGAGAGCAUUCUAGAAGGGCUGUAUGGGCCAGGAUUAUGUAAAGACCUCAGUUUAUUUGAUGACUGUGAACCAGAAGAACUGGUUGACUGGUGUGUAGAUGACAAAUGCUCGUUAUGUAACCUCCGCAAGGAUACGAAUGAUUACACACCAUCAGAUGGUUCCGCACAGUCCACACCUACAGGGGAACUGAUAUCUCAGGGCCAGUUCAACACAGAGAAAACUGAAUGCCAAGCUGAAAAUUAUUUAAAUGCACUCUUUCAAAAGAAAGAUCUUCCUCAGAACUGUGAUCCUAACAUUCCACUUGUAGCUCAGGAAUUAAUGAAGAAAAUGAUACGUCAGUUUGCAAUUGAAUAUGUUUCAAAAAGCCGCAAAAUGUGUCUAGAUAGUAAUGGAAUAAUAGCAGAUGAUCCUCUUGGUCUGAACGGCAUCCAAAAAACACACGCAGAUAGCUUUCUACGUGAUGAGCAGGACGGCCCUCUCGACCUCACUGUCACAAGGAUUCAAGAAAAAACUUUGCAGGAUGGAGUUUUGGAUCUCUCUAUUAAAAGAAAUGGUAGUGCGUUUGAAGAGAAUUCCAAGACUAGAAAUUCAAAAAAUGGUGUCAUGAAUGGCUACUUUUUAAGAAAGAUGAAAAGAACAAGAAAGCUACAUAAGGAAAACACAGCUUUAUUUAAAGUCUUAGCUUCAUGGUGCUUAUACCACCAACAACUAUUAAUAAGUAUGCUGAAAUUCUUAAAAACUGAACAAGAAUACUGUUCACAAACUUGUCACAGAAGUGCACAAAGUAAGUCGGCAGAUCAUGUAUUAAGAAGUCCAGAUAACUCACCUGAUACUUGUCACAUAUGUACAAAGCAUAAAUGUACAAAGAGCAUCAAGAUAAAUAAGAAAACACGACAAAUGAAUUUACCAUACCUUACUGUUCGUCUAAAAGACUUACGAUUUACAUGGCCUAACUUGAAUGUAGGAACUAUAAAAUUGAACCAAAAUAAAAAGCAAGGUGUUCAUUUAACCAAUCAACUUUUACACUGCAUAAAUACACGUUCAAAAAAGAAAAAAGCUGUAUGUUAUGACUGUUUAAUUACCCACAAUUCAACAAGUGAAUGCAAAUUACCCUUUUCUUCAUCUCUAUCAAAGAUAAAAGUACAAAGAACUGUAUCCGAUUUGAAAAGGACCAUAAUAAAACAUGAUUUAAAAUGUAGAUGUGCUCAACCAGAGUGUCGACUUGAAAUGACAAGCAAAUGCUGCCAAACAAAGGCUGAUGUAUCAGAUGGAAUUGAUAUGAAUGUAAUGAAAAAUGUGACAUUUAAAGACUUAUGUACAAAUAAUAAGCAAGGAAGACUGGAGCCUAAUAGAAAGGAUGCACAAGAACACUCUCUUGACUCAUCCACAUCUAGCUGUGUACAUUUUGGAAGUUUGAUAAAGCACUUUCUUAAUUCUGAAUCAAAUAGUUUUUCUGAGUUGGUCAACCAAAAAGAAAAUUGCUUGAAAAAAAAAGUCCAAAUAGGGAUUCACAGAAAUAAUGAAAACAUGUCGAUAUUUGAUAGCUCUUUUUCUGAAAGUCAGACAGUGGACUUUGAAAGGGAACUUGGUCAUCUCAAGGAUACUUUUCCUAAGGAAAAAAAUAAUUUUGUGAAAAAUUCACCAAAUUCCAUAGGUGACGUAAUCAGAGUUUCAGUAGGACACGCUCCUGAUGCUUUAGUCCUAAAAGAUUGUGAACGCGCUGAAACAAAGAGUGACGUUCAGGAAAAGAUAACAGAUCUACCUCAUGAUACACUGAAAAUACCUUCUGAAACUGUGAAUUGUAUCAAAAGUAGUCAAGUUUGUUUACUUACUAAUUUAAAAUGUGCUGCACCACAAAGGAUUGUAGAUGAGAAACAGAGGGGCAAUAAGAGACACAUUGUUCAAGAUGUACCCACCGAAAGUUCUAUUCCACCCAAAAGAAAUUCCAGAAACAUACUCGGAAAAUGUAAAUUAUGUGACGUGGCCCAUGGACUGAGUUCUUUCCAAAAUAAUAAUAUUUUAUUUUGCAAAUGUACAAUCCAAAAAAACUCAGGGAUUCUAAAGAACUUUAAUGUCAAUUUUAGAAAUACUACUGAAAAAAAUAGAAAUACUCAUUUAAAAGUAGUAGUAGAGCGUCUAGAAGAUUCCAAACUGUCAGGUAACAGUACAAUAAAUGGUAGGGAAAUAUGUCAUUUAAAUAACACAGAUCUAUGCAACAGUAAUGUUAAAUCUAGUUCUUAUGGGUUAAAUGUGCCACUGGAAACACUGAACAUUGUGAAGCAAAGCAACUGCCUAAAUUCAACAUUGGUAGCGCAAAAAAUCUGUGCAAAUGUUGAAAACACUCAUGUAAGUAAUGCAGUUACAGCAACCACGUCAGAUAAUGUAUACUUUAGCCCAAUAAAGCUCAUGUUUGUAUCUAAGGUUGAAAGUGAAGAUGGAGUGAAAUACACUUUAAGCUCUGAAUAUACUCCAGUUAAUAAACACAAAGAUGAUGUCAAGGUUUCUGACAGUGUGGUAAAGACAAGUCUUGCUUCAACUCCUGACAGCAAAAGUAAAGUCAGUGUACAAAAUAGCCCCGAAAAAGUGUUGUAUUGCUCUGACCAAAGUCAUUUUAAAAGUAGAACUUCAAGACGCAAACAAUGUGCAGGUCAGGUUUCCAAGAACAUAGAAACAUCUGCUGAACAUCAGUAUGAAGAGUAUUCACAGAAGGUGUUUGCUAAAGCAGGAAGUAACAUUGCCAUCUCUUCCACUAAAACAGCCAAAAAUAAAAAGCCCUCUUAUAACAAAUUGGGCAAGUCACAGUUUGCCAAAGCUUAUGUUCAAAAUAAAGGGUCAGGAAUCCAGAUGAGAAUUAAAAAAGUAGAAAGGUUCUUGAGAUCUUCUACAAGGAAUCUACACAUACUUGAAUCUGAGAAUUUCCAAAGAAUUUCCAAACGUCUUAAGAAGCUGAGAAAACUUUCUAAUGUCACAGGUAUGUGUAGGACCUAUGGAUCUUUUUCACAAAAAGGAGGGCGAGCCCUUCCAUCACCUUCCAAAGGAGCUUAUACAAAGUACAAUAAAAAUAAAGCUAGUGAUAGAGCAGGAAAAGACCACAACCAAAAGACAAUAAUGAAAAGGAAGUUGACUAGGGGGUCUCUGUUGACUAGGAAACUAAAAUGCUCAAACCAAAAAGCUAGAACUAGAAAGCCCCUGUCGACAUCUUUACAUUCUUUUCCAUCAUCUACUUUUUCUGUUAGGAGUGCCUUAUGUCAUAAAUCAAAAAAGUCUCAUCGUAGCAAAUGUAGAGUUUACAGAAGGAAAUUAAGAAGUUUUAAGCAGCAAUACAAACUACCUUUACCUUUAAAAGAAAGAAAAUGCACUGACAACAAAGAUGAAAAUCGUACGAAGAACAUUGAUUUUCAGCCCAAUACUGUCCUUAAGUGGUGGUCUGUAUCCACUUCCAAAGAGUCUUUAUUAAAAGAUUUAGAAAAUAAGUACGAACAAAUAGCAAAUACAUGGCUUGGCAAGAACAAUGGGGAAAUAGAUAAUGAAGCACAAUCUUUGUCAACCUUGAAAUUUUGCAGCUCAGAAACGAGGUCGCCUGUUCAGAUGCUGUUUCAGAAGAAAUGUGACAUGGGCGACCUUGCUGCCUGGUUUAUGCAAACAACAGAAACACAAUCCCUUUCAAUAGUGAGAAAAGCUAAUGCUCGAAGCCCUCUUCAUAAAAUUAAUAGCAAGGGACCUAGAACAAAAGCAAAGAAGCCCAGCAUUAAUUCAUGCAGUUCUAAAAAACACUUUAAACAAUGUGCUCAGUCCACUCCAUCAGAAGCAUUAACUCAGCUCCUCUAUGUUUCAAAAAUCAGUAAAGGAAGUGAGAAUCCAAACAAUUUGAAAAACAUGAUUGAUGAGAAUACAGAUGUCUGUAUAAAAUUUGCAUGUCCGGAAAACCAUGUAGAUGUGACCAAAGCUUCUGCAGAAAAAACAUCUACCAAUUCCAAACCACCAGCCAAAGAGAGUGCCCAAUCGACUAAUAUUUAUUUGAGAAGUGCUGUUAACCAAGGAGCUGCUGCUAUACCUAGAAGCAUAAUACAUUCUAAAAAACAAAAAAUGUUAGUGCAACAUAAGUCUAAAUCAAAACCAAAAACCAUAUAUAUGUGUUGUAGCAGCGAGCAAAACAUUCAAGAUUGUAAAGUUUUUCUUACAAAACUUCAUAAUGUUGAAAGUCAAACAUCCAAUGCCUACAGAGGGCCUUGUUCUCCCAAUACUAUUGCAGGGGGCAAAUCCACAUUUAAGCCAGAAUGGAAAUUGAAAAGGGGUUUUACCACAAAGUAUUGUCUUCGUGUGAACAAGACUUUCUCCAGAUCUACGUGUACUUUUAGUAGAAUCAAAAACGCUGCCAGUAAAAACUACAACUUUGGAAUGUGCCUACGGAAUGCCAAAGGAUCAGAUGCACCUUAUAAUAGCCAUUCCAAAUCAUUGAUACUUGAAAGACAGAAUCAGCUGUCUAAAAUGACUUUGUACUUAGAAGCGAACACAAAGAGAUCUAAGCCACAGAUUUCAAAAGUAGGAAAGAUGCAAAGUGAAUGCCCGAAGUUCCCAUUAGGUCCUAUUAAGCCCGUUGGAAUUCCUGCUAUUAGAGGGCUUUCAAGUAAAGGUGGCACUUAUUCUCUGACCCCAAUUCGCAUCCCCCUCAAAUAAUGGGGAAAGCUUAUACCUAAUGACAGCUAUUAUGGAAAUCCGGCGAGACUGGAUAAAACUGCCUGCCAGCCAGCAUGUAUCUAGUGUCAUAUGAUAUGACAAAUCACAUGGUUCUCCACCCACUUUCAAUAGUGAUUCCGUCUAACUCAGUGGCAGAAAGAAAACCAAUGUGCCUUCUUCUUUCAUUCUGUCUGUUAUGGUGCUCUUAAGAAACGUUAACCGUUGGAUGGUGCUGCACAGUACACACAUUGCACUAUUGUAUAUAUUUGAGUUACAUCUCCGAAUGUCACCUACAAUUGUCGGUUUCUCAUAACCAGGGUCUGAAUUUCUAUUGGUAUACAACUGUGGUGUUAAAGGGGUAGGUGUGGGUAAUAGAGGUGAUGGGUUUAAAGCAAUACACAGUCCAGUUUGGCCAGCAUUUUGUUUAUUACAGACAAGAUAAAAAUAGUUUGGUUCAUAAAUAUUCCAUUUAAAAAAAGUUGUUUUGUAGGGCUACAGAUUAAGGCUUGUUUAUGUUGAAAGCUUAGUUAUCUUCUACCUAAGAAAGCACAAUUCUGAAAUCUAAUAGUACAGUUACUGCAGGUAGCCGUACAUCACUGUGAUAUUGUAUACUGGACAUCAAGUGGAAUAUUGUGCAACUUUAAAAUAAACUAUAAAAUGCAUAUGAAUUCUAUCAUGUA
Molecule: messenger RNA, 5789 nt
Organism: Hyla sarda
Lineage: Eukaryota; Metazoa; Chordata; Amphibia; Anura; Hylidae
Gene: LCORL
Product: ligand dependent nuclear receptor corepressor like
Exons: 9
Coding region: 313-5109 (1598 amino acids)
Biological process (GO): regulation of transcription by RNA polymerase II
Cellular component (GO): nucleus
Molecular function (GO): DNA binding
Source: RefSeq, a predicted model, not a curated record